AUGUCCUUCAACGUGUUGGACAGGCCGAUAGAUGACGUCGUUGUCGUUGAUCAACCGUCUCUCACCAACACGAUCCUGGCCCGAGAUGUUGACAUGGUAGAGUCAAUUCUCUCCUCGGGUGCCGAUCCAAACGCUCGAAGAGUCGGAAAAGAAACACCAGUAUGGCGCUUGUUAGAUGGACGACGCAUAAAGCCGGAGAAACAAGAUCCCAAUUCGUGUCAAGAGCUGUAUCCACUUGAUCUUGCAAUGACAAGUCGCUCAACAUGUUGCCAUAUUGCCGAGCUAUUACUCGGUCACGGCGCCGAUCCGAAUUCUCGCUAUCCUGAGACUACAAUUGUUCAUCGAGUUUUGGAAAGACGAGGCCCAAGCCCCAACAUGGUACACAGUAAGCGGAAUGUGUACCUUGAGUCCAUUCUUCGGCACCCACUACUUGAUGUCAAUCUUCAAGAUGGGGAGGGCAUCCCAUUAAUCCAAACUGCUCUGGAGGUAGGAGAUGCAGAGACUGCACAAAUAUUGAUCGACAGAAGCGCCGACCUCCGUUGCAGGGAUUAUUCCAGUAGAAACAUCCUAAAUCUCCUCUCUGCCGAUGAUUGUGGAAUAGGCCUCGUUCAGCGUAUCCUCGCUUUGGCACCAGAUCUCCAAUACCAGUUUGAUAAGGACGGCAGGACCCCACUUCACUAUGCGAUAGAUUGCCAGAAGCCAGGAAACCCAAGAGACGAGGUCAAGCUUUUAAUUCCCCCGGGUCUUGAUGGCUUCGUCAAGGAUACAAUUGACUUACUGGUCUCCAAAGGAGCAGACAUCAACGCGCAGAACAAAGCCGGGGAAACGCCUGCAUUCGGGUACUUCCGUGGAAGCAGCUUCAGAGUUGAUCUUAACUGGGCGAAGUUAGAUGAAGAGAGACAUUUGCUGUCGAAGAAAUGGGGCGGUGAUAGAUGGAAGGUUAACAAGGAACUUGAGGCGCAGAUUGUUGAGGAAACGUAG
Messenger RNA from Fusarium musae, 981 nucleotides. RefSeq lists its product as uncharacterized. Lineage: Eukaryota; Fungi; Ascomycota; Sordariomycetes; Hypocreales; Nectriaceae. The record is from RefSeq and is a predicted model, not a curated record. Bases 1 to 981 code for a protein of 326 amino acids. The transcript is spliced from 2 exons. Gene Ontology annotation, molecular function: protein binding. Gene Ontology annotation, cellular component: cytoplasm; nucleus.